Messenger RNA from Myxocyprinus asiaticus (Chinese sucker), 1913 nucleotides. Its product is annotated as protein-L-isoaspartate O-methyltransferase domain-containing protein 2-like. NCBI's taxonomy places the organism in Eukaryota, Metazoa, Chordata, Actinopteri, Cypriniformes, Catostomidae. Gene Ontology annotation, cellular component: cytoplasm. Bases 207 to 1337 code for a protein of 376 amino acids. Gene Ontology annotation, molecular function: protein-L-isoaspartate (D-aspartate) O-methyltransferase activity. The record is from RefSeq and is a predicted model, not a curated record. The transcript is spliced from 6 exons. Gene Ontology annotation, biological process: protein modification process.
CACGCGCAGCUCGCAGUGAACGUUUAUGGGAAGAAACCGAGACAGUUUGGAAACAACAGGAGACAUUAAACCGAAUGGAGAGCAUCGACAGACCGUAGUUUGAGUUGUUCAGUCAGGAGAUUCAGCUUGGUCGACUGUUGAUCGUCGGGGUGUUUCCCUUGACCCCCCCCCCCUUCAUUUUGACUACUUUUUCGCAGAGAGCUAAAAUGGGAGGUGCAGUCAGUGCUGGGGACGACAAUGACGAGUUGAUUGACAACCUUAAAGAGGCCCAAUACAUUCGCUCUGAUCUGGUUGAACAUGCCUUUAGGGCCAUUGAUCGUGCUGACUACUAUCUAGAGGAAUUCCGUGACAGUGCAUACAAGGACCUGGCCUGGAGACAUGGCAACAUCCAUCUCUCUGCACCCUGCAUCUACUCUGAGGUGAUGGAGGCCCUAGACCUGCAGCCUGGCCUGUCCUUCCUCAACCUGGGCAGUGGCACAGGCUAUCUUAGCACAAUGGUGGGACUUAUAUUGGGGCCAUUUGGUGUUAAUCAUGGUGUUGAAUUACAUGAAGAUGUUAUAGAGUAUGCUUACCAGAAGCUGGACUUCUUCAUUAAGACAAGUGAUAGUUUUGACAGGUUUGAAUUCUGUGAGCCCUGCUUUGUGGUGGGAAACUGUCUGGAAAUUGCCCCGGAAAUUAGGCAGUAUGACAGGGUUUACUGUGGCGCUGGAGUCCAGAAGGAACAUGAAGAAUAUAUGAAGAAGUUGUUGAAAGUUGGGGGUAUCUUAGUACUGCCACUGGAAGAAAAGCUCACUAAAAUUACUCGGACAGGAUACAACACAUGGGAGACGAGAAAGAUAAUCGCUGUGUCCUUCGCACCACUUGUGCUCCCUAAACACAGGGAAAAUGGCAACCCUAGAGCAGUGUCCCUACCUGUCAUAUUUGAGGUGCGGAGUCUCCAGGAUUUGGCACGUAUCACCAUUCGUCACAGUCUAAAGAAAGCUGGGUCUGGAUCCUUGGCCCUACUCAUGAGAACUGCAUUCAAGCAGAGAAAUCACUUGAAGCAAAAAUGGGAGCACCACGAUUCCGCUCUACUUACCAAUAGUUAUUUAUUCAUGAGCCGCAUGAUCGCUGGACCCAUGGAUAACAACAACAACCAGUCAUCGACAGACAAUGAGGAUGAAGAUGAAGACUGCAGGAGGGUUUGUGAACAAGGGGAGGAGAAAGAGGAUGGGAGGAGAAAAGAGGGCAGUGUUUUGGUGAUAGAGACUCCAGUAAACCUUUUGAGGGAGAGGAUACUCAGUCUGCCUUUGCCAGAGCCUCUCAAGAUUUAUGUUCUUUACUACAGAGAGAAGUAGACCCCACUUACCACAUAGUCUUAAGUUACAACUACUCACAGGUACCUUACACUGUCACUAUCAACCACUGUCAAGAAUCCAUGGCUGUUUAGUCACCUAUUUUAUUUAAAAAAAAAUCAAGUCAUCAUUUCUUAUUGCCAGCUUCUCUUAAAGGGAUAGUUUAUACAAAAAUUAAAAUUAUGUCAUAAUCUACUUGCCCUCAUGUUAUUUAUAACUAAAAAUGUCUCACGUGGGACACAAAAUUAGAUGUUUCAAGGAAUAUCGCAGACCAUCUUCUCAAUACAGUGGCAGUGGAUAGUGCCUCACUAAAGCUUAAAAAAUAAAAAAUAAUUUUUUUUUUUUCACCAAAUCAAAUAAUAUAAGUUCAUUAUCGGAUCAGCUCUGGCAUCGUAUUCUAAGUCUUCUGAAGGCAAUAGGUUUUGGUGAGAAACAACCCAAAAAAUAAAGAAGAAGAAAAAAAGAAAGAUAGUCAGACAGGUUUGGAAUGACAUGAGGGUGAUUUAACUAUAAGAGAAUUAAUAUUUUUGGGUGAAAUAUCUCUUUAAUUAAUAUGAAGUUUCAAGGUAACAACCACAC